This is a messenger RNA of Rhododendron vialii, 1234 nucleotides long. RefSeq lists its product as uncharacterized. The coding region runs from base 451 to 1062 and encodes 203 amino acids. The transcript is spliced from 2 exons. NCBI's taxonomy places the organism in Eukaryota, Viridiplantae, Streptophyta, Magnoliopsida, Ericales, Ericaceae. The record is from RefSeq and is a predicted model, not a curated record.
AUUCUCUUGUUCUCUUGUUGUUUAUUAUUCUUCCAUUUUGUCUUUGUUCGUUUCUUCGAAACCCCUCCACUCCACAUUCAUCAUUUCUUCAAUGCACCUCUCUUGUUCGAGACGGACCUCUCGAUAAAACCAUUCACAAACCCCCUCAAAAACCCACUUGUUAUUGACUUCCAAAUUGUCCCCAUUCUCUCUCUCUCUCUCUCUCUCUCUCUCUCUCUCUCUCUCUCUCUCAUUUAUUCUCUGUUUCCCCCUGAUCUGUCCAGUUACUUUGAUUUUCACUGAAUUAAAUCACCUGGUGGUGGUUUUGGACGGUGUUUUAUUUCUCAUUCUUGAAGAAAAUCACGUGAUUUCAAUGGUUUAACAUUUCAUCAACCCACAAUUGGAGGAAGAAGUGUAGAGAGAGAGACCAGAGGAUCGAGCAGGGCCCUCGUGGAAUUCUUGAGGGAGAAGAUGAACGGUCUCGAUCGAGCGGGGAGGAGGCGGAAGAGUCUAAAAGAACGGCUGGGAUUGAAAGGGUUGGGCUGCUGUGGGUCCACCUGGGGGUUUUUUAGGCCAUCCACUAUUACCGUCCAAGACGACCAGGCCGAAGAAGUGGGCCCACGAGAGGACCCACCAGCGUUGACAGAAACCCAGCUUUCCAGUAAUCGGAAUUGUGUGGGCCGUGCUCCGGCGACGCCGUCGAUGAACUUGGCAGCGGCGCUGGCGGCCGAGCGGCACUACAGGGCGGCCCAAGAUACGGAUGGCGGGGGCGGAGGCCCGCCCAGCAGCGUGACUGGAGGAAUCGCACCGGGGACACCGUUGAGGGUGUCGUUGAUGAGACUGCUGGAGGAGGAAACAAGGGACGGCGGGGAUGUAGAGAGAGAGACGAAUGAGGAGAGAGGGGGAGGACGGGUAGGGGGGAGUGAUUCGGUGUGCUGCGUGUGCAUGGGGAGGAAAAAGGGCGCGGCGUUCGUGCCAUGUGGGCACACCUUUUGCAGGGUGUGCUCCAGGGAGUUGUGGUUGAACCGAGGGUCUUGUCCCCUCUGCAACGCCCCGAUCAGCCAGAUUUUAGACAUAUUUUAAACGGAGAUUGAAAUGGUCCAGGAUUUGCUUGGGAUGCGCAUUGCGUCGUUCAUCAGUCCGGAUCAAAUCUGUACACGUAAUUCUGUAUCUCAAAACAAAUAUAUGUUGAAUCGUGCGAUGCGUAUGAAUCUUAUGAAAUAAUGAGAAUCUACAUAUAUCAGACGAUUGCAUA